Molecule: messenger RNA, 3023 nt
Organism: Vitis riparia (riverbank grape)
Lineage: Eukaryota; Viridiplantae; Streptophyta; Magnoliopsida; Vitales; Vitaceae
Product: AUGMIN subunit 6
Exons: 13
Coding region: 46-2286 (746 amino acids)
Biological process (GO): spindle assembly
Cellular component (GO): HAUS complex; mitotic spindle microtubule
Molecular function (GO): microtubule binding
Source: RefSeq, a predicted model, not a curated record
GAGGAGGAAAGAGUAGAAAUCUAGGGACAGGGGAGCGACAGAGUGAUGACGAUGGAUAGAGAGAAGGAGAGAGAGAUCGAGCUUGAGAGUGCAAUGUACACCAACUGUUUGUUGUUAGGGCUCGAUCCGGCGAUCAUCGGAAUCGGUGCCAACUCAGGUACUCCUAGAGUCGGCCUUUUCCGGCACUCUAACCCUAAAUUGGGCGAACAGCUUCUCUACUUCAUCUUGUCUUCGCUCCGAGGCCCUAUCCAAUCCGCUAAAGACUUCGACAAGGUUUGGCCGAUUUUCGAUUCGGCGCAAUCGCGUGAUUUUCGUAAGGUUGUCCAAGGGAUAAUCAGCGAACUCGAAUCGCAAGGGGCGCUUCCGAGGAGCAAUUCGAGGGUUUCUUCCUUGGCUACGUGUUGUGGACCGAGGUUUGUUGAACUUCUCUGGCAACUUUCUUUGCAUGCUUUGCGAGAGGUUCAUAGACGAAGUUUUGCAGCUGAUGUAGCUUCCAACCCAUUGCCUGCUUCUCUGACAGAUGUAGCAUUUUCACAUGCAGCCACACUGCUUCCUGUAACAAAGGCUAGAAUAGCACUGGAACGAAGGAGGUUCCUGAAAAAUGCAGAUACAGCUGUCCACAGACAGGCCAUGUGGUCAAAUUUGGCUCAUGAAAUGACAGCAGAGUUUCGUGGUCUCUGUGCUGAAGAUGCCUAUUUGCAGCAAGAGCUGGAAAAAUUACAAGACUUGAGAAACAAAGUGAAGUUGGAAGGGGAACUAUGGGAUGACCUUGUGUCUACAAGCUCAAGUCAGAAUUCUCAUUUAGUUUCAAAGGCUACUUGCUUGUGGGAGUCGUUGCUAGCUCGUAAAAGUCAACAUGAAGUUCUUGCAUCAGGCCCUAUUGAGGACUUGAUAGCUCACCGGGAGCAUAGGUAUCGCAUUUCUGGGUCAUCUUUGCUUGCAGCUAUGGAUCAAAGUUCUCAGAUUCCUUAUACAGAUGUAUUAACCGUCCAACCGGGUGAUCUAGCUUCAGGUCAUUUGGAUGACAAAGAACAGACUGAUGGAUCUUAUGUCAAUGUAAAUAGGGACAAACAGAAGAACAGUUUAGAUUCAUCUCAGUCACAAGUAAAUGAUGACACACUUCGUGUGGAUGAUAGAAGUGGAAGAGUCCACCCAACUGUUGAUAUAGCUGAAAUUAUCAGGCGCUGGACUCAUGCUUUACAACGUAUUCAUAAACAGUCACUUCAUCUGGCAAAAUCUAAUGAUGGAGAGGGUCCAGAGCUUCUAAGAGGCUCACGUGAUGGUGGUACAAGUGAUCAUGCUGAGUCUUUAGCGGCAACUCUUUCUGAACAUCAGCAACACUUAGCUAGCUUUCAGGUGCUAAUUAACCAACUUAAGGAAGUCGCUCCAUCAAUACAAAAAUCGAUAUCAGAAUGUUCAGAAAAAGUGAACGGUAUUUCCUCCAAUCUUCCUCCAAUGGCCAAACAUCAUGGUAGAUCAACAUCACCUAUCCAUGCUCAGAGCAGUGGAAGGACAGUGGAGAGUAGCACUGAUGAGGUUGCCGAUGUGACUUCAAAAUUGUCUACCAUUCAUCUUGAGAAGGUUUCAGCUAGUCCUCCUGCGUUAAAACUUCCACAGUUGUUUAGUUUGACACCAAAUUCUUCUGGAAAAAGUGGAAAUAUGAACAAACGUCAAGUUGUGGCUCCUCAAUCCAAUCAAGUAGAGAAUUUGUCUGACAGGAAGUCUCUGGAUCAACCUCUGUCAAACAAUCACUUGAAUGAUCCACCACAAGACAGUGACAUUUCUUAUGUCCAGAACCUAAAGAGAUCUGUCAGAGAAGCAGCUCUGUCUAUGCAAACCUGCAAUGUGGAAUCAUCACGAGAUAGUCACUCUGAUGAUAGCUCCGAACACUUCUUUGUUCCUCUUUCUGGGACAGGGUUCUCUCGACUGGGCCCAGAAAACAAAGCUGUUUCAGUAAGAAAUAAACAUUUGUUUGUACCUCAAGCAGAUGCUUCCUUGCUUGAGAAUCAUGUACCUGAGGAUCUUGUUGGGAGAAAGUUUGCUGAAUUACCAAAUAUGUUGAAUGAUCUGGAUUCUCUUCAUGAGUAUGAUCAUGUAAAUGGGUUUCUCUCCGCUGCUAGUCCAAUUUAUGCAGCCACUGAUGCACAAAGGCCCUUUUAUGACAUUGAGGAAACUCAGGAUAUCUUCUCACCUCCUUUGCUGAUGGACUCAUCACUGUUAGCAGAUUCUUAUGAAGACUUACUCGCACCAUUGUCUGAAACUGAAACUGCCUUGAUGGAGCACUGAAAUCUAUCUGGACAAUCUCCUUCUUGUGUUCUUCAGAAGAUGAUUGGGUCACUUCAAUGGUUUUGUAUUCACUCCUCAAGUAAGGCUGGCUUUCGAGCCCAAGCCCCUUUACUAGGUUGGGGUUGGGAUUUUCUUCCCUCCUAUAAUUUUUUGUAUGACCUGGUGUGCUUGUAUGAUUUCUUUCUUCUCUCUACCUGUUUGUAUACUUCUGCCUUAUAUGGCACCUUUGAUAUUCUGUCCUUCGCUGGGACCUAUGAACCGAUUGGCUGCGUUACUGUACAUACUGGGCAGAUGCUCGGAAUCAGAAAUCAUCUCAUCAGUCACCACUGCCCAAGCUGGACAUUGAAGAUCAGAAUCCACAGCCCGAGCAGAUAAUCGCAGCCCGGUCAAAAUCCUUCUGAAGACUAUGCCCCUGGAUGUUACCCAAAGGUGGCUAAAGAGUGACAUAUAUGGCAAGUCUCGCAGGUGCACAUUGCUGAGAAACCAUGGCCCUCUUUUAAGGAUUUUAUUUUGGUUCACUGUCAAGAUUGAUUGUUGACAAACUAAUUUUUAUGUAUUUGAUAGAUGUAUUGCUUGGGAUUUGAUCAUAUGCCUGUUGGGGAUGGAUUAGGAAUGAGAAACCAUAGAGUGGGCUUUUGGACUACUCUUUAUUCAUAUUUCCAUACUGUUGUAACCCUUCCAUUUAUUUGUUGAACUAUAUAUUGAGGUAAUUUCAAGGUUGCUGAUUUUAAUUUCCA